GCGCAGAAAUGAAAACUGCGGGGCAUUUAGCAAAACACCCAACGGUUCUCGACUCCUCCACUUCAGAGCCAUCCAUGUUUUUGCUGAAUUCACUUAGUCGGUUUACUCGGAGUGCUCGCCAUAAAAACGCGCAGAACAACGGCUCCAGCAGCAAUUUGUCUGUUUCUUCUCAUAGCUCGAAAAAGUCUAGUACGACAUCGUCAACACAUGGAAAUCAUGCCCAAAGAAAACAGACGCCGUUGUACCUUCGUCAACCGUUCAUAAGCACACACUUGGUUAAGGGAAACUUUUCUACGAUUGUGUCUCUUCCUCGGUACAUUGACAGAAAUGAAUGGCUCGCCAUUAAUGUUUACGAGUUAUUUACGUAUCUGAAUCACUUUUACGAUGUGUUUGCUGCGUUUUGUACGGUACAGACAUGUCCUACCAUGAGUGCUGCUCCUGGUAUUGAUUAUACUUGGUUAGACAGCAAUCGAAAGCCAUUGCGGCUCCCUGCUCCACAAUAUAUUGAAUAUGUCAUGGCCUGGAUUGAAAACCGCCUUCGAGACCAGUCUAUUUUCCCUACAAAAGCCGGCGUUCCCUUUCCAUCAAACUUUGAGGCGAUCGUGAAAGCCAUCUACAAGCAGCUCUUCCGUAUAUUUGUUCACAUUUACAACUACCAUUAUCCUGAGAUCCUUCACGUGUCCUUAGAAGCACACUGGAACUCGUUCUUUGCACACUUUAUCGCUUUUGGUAAAGAGUUUGGUCUUUUGGACCCCAGGGAUACGGGUCCGUUAAAGAAAUUGAUUGACGUUCUUGAGUUUCAGGGAAAUAUCUAAUUCAGACGGUAAAGCGCUCUCCCAGCAGAGAUGUUCCCUUCCCUAGGAUUAUACAUGUAAUACACGCUCGUUUGGGCGUUCACACACACAUAUUCGUUCGUGAACUGUCGUCGUGUCUGACGACAACUUCUCGUUCUCGGUCUCUCGGCUUGAGCUGUACGAGUGUGUACGUAAACAAGAAUGAAACGCCCGUUGGACUCGCUUUGAGGCCCCUCACUCGUCAAUCCGAGUUUGGGUAUCGCGGGUCUUUUUUUUUGUGGAAGCGCACAAUUACAUUUUGCUUACAUGUAUGCACGUCUUCUUUCCACACACGUCGUUGACUAUAUUCCACUACAUAUACUCAAUUGCUUACGCUCUCUUAUUCACAUGCACGAACAUACAGAUACUAUUUUUUUUUCUUUCUCUCUUCCUCUCACAUAUCAAAAGUCUCGCUCUUCCCCGCGAACAAAUGGAGGUGUCACAGGAACACGAAUUUUCGUAGAACACAUAUGAUGUCGACCCUGACCGUUACGUUGCUAAUGUGUUACUCCUCAUUCCAUGUGUGGCAAGGAUUCAACCUGCUUUCCGUACUAUAUCCCUAGUGACAAAUGAACGACAAACUGUGUGUUCCCUACGAAUUUUUACUGAGAAGCGGCACGUGUCCAGAAUGUCACACCUCCGCAGUGUAUUUCUACUUAGAAGACAAAAACCUGGUCGGCCAUCUUAGAAAUGGCGCGAGACUUUUCAUAACCCAAUGCAAGCGUGGCUUCGCGCAUGGCGUCGACCAUAGGUUUGGGACCACAAAUGAGCACCUUUGUGUCGGGGGAGGGUUCGGGAAAGUGAUGCUUGAUCAAUUCCUUGGUCACAAAUCCGACAGAGCCCUCCCAGUCCUUAGGUGGGUCGUUGAGAAUGUGAUGGACCUUGAGACGAGAAUCCCUCUUGCAGAGUCUCUCGAUUUCCUCGCGAAGCAGGAUAUCAUCCUCACACACAUUAGCAUACAGCAAUGUAAGCUCGGUCUUGUCAUCAGGGUUUGAGAGAACGGCACGAAUGAUCUGAAGCAUGGGAGUAAUACCCGUGCCGCCAGCAAUCAUUCCAAAGUGUUUCACCAUGCCACAUUUGUAGCUCAUUUGACCCUUCGGACCACGGACGCGAAUAGUAUCGCCGAUCUUCAACUCCGCGAACCUCUUGCUGACUUUGCCGUUGGGAUACGAUUUAACAAGCAGGUCGAAAUAACCUCUUUCAGAAUCGGAAGUGAGAGGAGUGUAUGCACGGGAGUACUCACGGCCGUCAACAUCGACUGCGAUUGUGAUGUGUUGUCCAACAGGCAGUCCAAGAACGUCGUUUGGACGGGGAAGUCGGAAUCGGUAAAUGGCCGUGUUGUGGUUCAGAACGGCCUUGUCGCUCAGUUCGAAUGACCGGUAUUCAUUGGACAGAACCUUACGUGUUCUUCCACGCCAGAAUUUGAGGAAACCAAGUGAGACAGCAAGAAUGAAUGCGUAUCCAACCCAUUCACGUUUAAUAAUAU
Molecule: messenger RNA, 2319 nt
Organism: Schizosaccharomyces japonicus yFS275
Lineage: Eukaryota; Fungi; Ascomycota; Schizosaccharomycetes; Schizosaccharomycetales; Schizosaccharomycetaceae
Product: protein kinase activator Mob2
Exons: 3
Coding region: 9-815 (268 amino acids)
Biological process (GO): RAM/MOR signaling; budding cell apical bud growth; establishment or maintenance of cell polarity
Cellular component (GO): nucleus; cell division site; serine/threonine protein kinase complex
Molecular function (GO): protein kinase activator activity
Source: RefSeq, a predicted model, not a curated record